AUGUCGCUCGUGUAUCUGCCUGAGAACGCGUGGUCCUUACGCUACGGCUCGGACUACUUCACUGUGGCCAUAAUCAAGUACUUAGUGAAGGAGGGCGAGUACGCACUGUACGAACUUCAGAUCCAGAGCGGGCGACGCAAUUGGAAGGUACUACGUCGCUUCAGCGAGUUCGACGGGCUGCAGUCGAGUGUGCGCUUCAAAGCUGGCGAGCGACUGCCUGAACUGCCGCCAAAGACGUAUUGCUGUAGGGACCUGAACCCGGACUUUCUGGCCAGACGCAAGGAGUUGCUGCAGGUUUUCUUGCAUCACUUGCUGCAGAUCCCAGGUAUUGCUGACGACGACCACGUACGCGAGUUCCUGGGCCUCAAGCUGGCCACGGAACUCUAUGUGUAAGCUACGAGACUCAAGACACUUCAUCAAUAAAGUGGCACU
Phytophthora infestans T30-4 is the source of this 432-nucleotide messenger RNA. RefSeq lists its product as uncharacterized. Gene Ontology annotation, cellular component: intracellular membrane-bounded organelle. Gene Ontology annotation, molecular function: phosphatidylinositol binding. Bases 1 to 393 code for a protein of 130 amino acids. The transcript has 3 exons. The record is from RefSeq and is a predicted model, not a curated record. Lineage: Eukaryota; Oomycota; Peronosporomycetes; Peronosporales; Peronosporaceae.